Molecule: messenger RNA, 1112 nt
Organism: Eubalaena glacialis (North Atlantic right whale)
Lineage: Eukaryota; Metazoa; Chordata; Mammalia; Artiodactyla; Balaenidae
Gene: NAT9
Product: N-acetyltransferase 9 (putative)
Exons: 7
Coding region: 92-712 (206 amino acids)
Biological process (GO): protein acetylation
Molecular function (GO): N-acetyltransferase activity
Source: RefSeq, a predicted model, not a curated record
CCCGCCUGCCAGGUGGGAAAGCGGGGCUGGUUGGAAGGGGUGGAUCGCACCUGCUGGGGACACGUUCGUCGGCGAAGAGUGGGCUGCUACCAUGAGGUUAAAUCAGAACAUCUUGCUGCUGGGAAAGAAGGUGGUGCUGGUACCCUACACCCCAGAGCAUGUGCCUAGGUACCACGAGUGGAUGAAAUCAGAGGAGCUGCGGCGUUUGACAGCCUCCGAGCCGCUGACCCUGGAGCAGGAGUAUGUGAUGCAACACAGCUGGCGGGAAGAUGCAGACAAGUGUACCUUCAUCGUGCUGGAUGCAGAGAAGUGGUGGGCCCAGCCAGGCACCGGCGAAGAAAGCUGCAUGGCAGGAGAUGUGAACCUCUUCCUCACGGAUCUAGGGGACCCCUCCUUGGGGGAGAUUGAGGUCAUGAUUGCAGAGCCCAGCUGCAGGGGUCAGGGCUUGGGCACCGAGGCCGUCCUCAUGAUGAUGUCUUAUGGAGUGACCAAGCUAGGUCUGACCAAGUUUGAGGCUAAAAUUGGGCAAGGAAAUGAACCGAGCAUCCGGAUGUUCCAAAAGCUUCACUUUGAGCAGGUGGCUGUGAGCAGUGUCUUCCAGGAGGUGACGCUCAGACUGACGAUGAGUGAGCCGGAGCGGCACUGGCUUCUCGAGCAGACCAGCCACGUGGAAGAGAAGCCCUACAGGGCUGGGGCGUCGGAGCGCCGCUGACAGCCGGCCCUGCGGACCAGCCACCCUGUGUGGAUGGGGGUGUGAGACCAGAGCCCUGCAGCAGGCAAACAGAGGGGGCCUGUGGGGCAGAGUGCUCUGGCCUUGCUCCAGCCUGGGACUCUCCUCCUGGGGCCCUUCAGACUCCGGGCUGGACUUGCCUUGGCCUCCCUCUGGCUGGCCUUGUGGCUGAGCCACUCCAGGGCCAGCCCCUCCUCCUGGCCAAACCUGGACUCAGACUCUUGGAGUCUGGAGCGGACGGCAUGAAUCCAUGGGAAGAGGCAGGGUGGAGGUGCAGCUGGAGACGAGGGGGCGCCUGGUGAAUGGGCAGGACCUCCCUUUCCCCCGGAGGGCCAGAGGGGCCGCCGAGGCUCUGGCGGGGAGUAAAGCGCACUGCACACAG